UUAAUGAAGCAGUGCGGAGGGCUUUAAACAAAGAAAAAAAAAAAAAUAAACCAAGAUAUUUCCCUCGAAUGGAUCGUCGAUAUGGUGGAUAUUUGCCAGGAUACCAAACACCGACAUACCCACCAGCAGCGACGUAUCCAGCGGUGCCGGCGUAUCCAGCGGCGCCGGCUUAUCCAGCGGCGCCGGCGUAUCCAGCGGCGCCGGCGUAUCCAGCGGCGCCGGCGUAUCCAGCGGCGCCGGCGUAUCCAGCGGCGCCGGCGUAUCCAGCGGCGCCGGCGUUUCCAGCGGCGCCGGCGUAUCCAGCGGCGCCGGCGUAUCCAGCGGCGCCGGCGUAUCCAGCGGCACCGGCGUAUCCAGCGGCACCGGCAUAUCCAGCGGCGUCUAGCUACGCAGCGGCGCCGGGAUAUAUGCCACCAGGAUAUAAUUGUC
Messenger RNA from Wasmannia auropunctata (little fire ant), 429 nucleotides. Its product is annotated as oleosin-B6-like. The transcript has a single exon. NCBI's taxonomy places the organism in Eukaryota, Metazoa, Arthropoda, Insecta, Hymenoptera, Formicidae. The record is from RefSeq and is a predicted model, not a curated record. The annotation marks the transcript as partial.